Humulus lupulus (European hop) is the source of this 372-nucleotide messenger RNA. RefSeq names its product protein FAR1-RELATED SEQUENCE 4-like. The coding region runs from base 1 to 372 and encodes 123 amino acids. The record is from RefSeq and is a predicted model, not a curated record. NCBI's taxonomy places the organism in Eukaryota, Viridiplantae, Streptophyta, Magnoliopsida, Rosales, Cannabaceae. The transcript has a single exon. Gene Ontology annotation, biological process: regulation of DNA-templated transcription.
AUGUACAGGACAAACAAGUAUAAUAAGCCAUUGACAAUCAUUGUUGGCGUCAAUCAACACUUUGAGACUUGUGUGUUUGGGUGCGCAAUGAUAGUGGAUGAGACAGAGGACACCUAUUGUUUGUUCUUGAGGGUUUUCCUUGACUGCAUGGGCAACAAAAAGCCGAAAGUAGUGCUCAUUGACAAUGAUGAAAGAAUUGGAUUUGCUGUCAACCAACUUUUAAGUGAUUGUACCCAUCAACUUUGUGCAUGGCAUUUGGGAAACAAUGCAACGAAGAACAUUAAGAUUCCAGAGUUCAACCAAGGCUUCUAUGACUUAAUAUACACCUACUACACAGAGGAAGGAUUUGAAGAAAAAUGGGCUGAUUUGUAA